Molecule: messenger RNA, 13815 nt
Organism: Panthera uncia (snow leopard)
Lineage: Eukaryota; Metazoa; Chordata; Mammalia; Carnivora; Felidae
Gene: GPR21
Product: G protein-coupled receptor 21
Exons: 1
Coding region: 4107-5156 (349 amino acids)
Biological process (GO): G protein-coupled receptor signaling pathway
Cellular component (GO): membrane
Molecular function (GO): G protein-coupled receptor activity
Source: RefSeq, a predicted model, not a curated record
UAUAUAUAUAUAUACACAUAUAUAUACACACACAUACACACACACAAAGAAAUGCUAUUUUUUAAAAAAAUUGUAUCUAUAUCUAUACACAUAUAUACAUACAUAAGAGACUGCAUUAUUUUAAAAAAGAAAUGUAUAACGGAUGGAGCUAGUAUGCUGAACGAAAUAAGAGAACCAUAUGAUUUCACUCGUAUGUGGAAUUUAAGAAACAAAAUAAACAAGCAAACCAAGAAACAGGCCUCUUAGCUAUAAACAACUAAGUGAUGAUUACCAGAGGGGAGGUAGGUGGGGCAUGGGUUAAAUAGGUGAUAAACACCAGAUGUUGUAUGGAAAUGUUGAAUCACAGUAUUGUACACCUGAAACUACUAUUACACUGUAAAUUAACUGGAAUUUAAAUUAAAACUUAAAAAGGAAAUAUAUAUAUAGAUUUUUUUUGAAGAAAGUAUUUUUCUUUGAUCUGAAACAAAACAUUUGACUCUUGAUUGAUUUGAUAAAGUGUGGCUCUCAGGCUUUUUUUUUUUUUUUUUUUUUUGAGUUUCCUAUAUGAAUAUUUUGAUUAUAGCCCCAAGAGAAAUUUUACUAAAACAGAAAUGAAGUUGGAAGAACUAUUAUUAUGCUAGUGAUAGUAAUGUAAUAGCUUGUAUUUUUUAUUACAUUUUUAAUUCUUUAAAGUAAUCAGCCAACACAGUGUCUUUUUUAUCACCAUAAUUGUCUAGUUUUAUACAUGAGACACCUGAGAUGAAGAGAGAAUAAGUUACAUGACAGAAUUCACAAGUAGUUAGAAAAGUUUAUACUACUGACUUUGAAUGCUUUUUUUAUUUAUUGAAAUAUAACUCAGAAAUCUUUCCUUUUUUCAUUCAAUAUUAAGCACUCAAACAAUGAGACUUCAAAAAUAAAGUCUGUGGUAAAUGUAUAGAAUAGUGAAUAACCUGGUUUGUCUGGAAGGCAAGGUAUUGGGGAGGGGGGUGGAAUAGUGAGAUCAGAUUGGAAAGGCAGUAGGGAGCCAUUGACUCUUCUUAAACUUUGGAUACCAUAAUAAAGCAAAUGCUAUUGGAUAUUUAGGCAGAAAUGAAUGGAUCAGAAAAAUGAACAAGACUAGAAGCCCAGACAAUAUUUAAUGAUGGCCUAAAGUAUUAAAAACUGAAUUAAGAGCCACCAUAGAAAUAGAUUCCCGGGAACCUGGUGAGGGGGAGAGAGUGGUCAAAAUGAUUCCUAGGUUUCAUAACUGAGUGCCUGAGAAAAAAGAAUGUUGGAAAAAAAAACAAAACAGGGUGAUUUGUUGAGGAAAAUGAUUUUAAUUUUGGACAUGCUGUGGUUGAAGUCUACAGGAUGUCCAGGUGGAAGAUGUAUAUAUAGUGUAGCAGGCAAAUUAGAAAUGGAAAAGAAUGCUCAGGAGUGAAGUCAGGACUGGAAACAUAUAGGCAGAGAAAUCAUUAGUGUAGAGGGAAUAAUUGAUGCCAUAUCACCAUUCUAUCUUUUCAGAUACUUUCACUGCCUUGCAUAUGUAUAGUCUUAAUGCAUUUGAGGAAUGUGUGACAACAAAGUAUCCAAGUGACUGUUGUGGGCCUCAGACCUGGGCAUUCACAAUAAGAGAAUCCCUUUAGGUAUCAGAGGACCCCAUCCUCAAGCAGUACAACAUGGUUGGCAGAAAAGCACAGACUACUUAGGAAGGAUAUUUUAAUUGAGAAGAAAAAGAGUAAAGUUAUAUACUCUCUAUAUGCUAAGUAUUGAUAAGCCCUUUGUAUGUAUACGCUGUCGCCUUUAUUUUGCAACAACUCUGUAAAGUAGGAAGUACCUUAUUUUUAUAAAUGAUGAAACUUGAGUGUAAAAGAGGCUAAGUAAUAUAAGAGCAAGGAUUUGAAUCAGAUGGGUGUUCAGUGCCACAGGGUUUUUUCUAUAUGCCACACUUUGCUAUGUUCUCCAGUAAGACCUGUCAAAUAUAUCUCUCAAGCUUAUGUGCAAUACGUUCUUCAGUUUCUUGCCUUCAUGUAAUAAGCACAGUGCUUUUGAUCUUAAAAUAUAAUUAAUUCAGUUCUGAUCAUGAGUGGCUGUUUACUUUCAAUGAGAAAGCACAUAUGUAAAGCAAAAGUUAAAAUUGGAUCAGAUAAUGUGUAUCUCUGUCCAGGUGUGCCGACUUUAUAGAAUACCUAGAAAUGCCAACAUUAGUUUAUUUUCUUUUACUCUAUUGGGUAUGUGGAACUUUAUUUAGAAGAAUAAAUUGAGAGUCCAAAGACACCUGGAGGAAAAAAUACUAAAAAACACAUUUCUAAUUAGCUGAAAAUUGUCACUACCAGAAGAGCCACGAUGUAACUCCAACUUGCAUUGUUUUAAGUAAGCACAAACAAGAUUGUGUAAUCUAAGAUACAUAAGCUAAUUUGUACUGUGCAUUUUACAGUUUUAAAGCCUGAGUGGAAAUGGGUAUAUUUACUUGUCCAUCAUUUGUUUGUAUAUUUGUGUACCUGCUUUUCAGUAAACUAGAAGCAAGAAAUGGUAUCUCAAAACUGUGGAGGAGUAUUGAAUACAGAAACAACAUGAUUGUGUGCUGUUUCUUCAGUAUUCAAAAUGAGUGAAGUUUUCUUUAUUUUCUCUCUUGAAAAACUGAUUGUUUGCUUUGUUAUUUUUGUCAUCUAUCUUAAAAUUGGCCAGUAUCCAGUGAAUUGUGAGAGAAAAUGCUAAAUAUUUAGCCUUCUAGCUAGAACUUCUUGUGCUGCUAAAUUAUGAUUUCUCAGUUGCCCCGCACUGUUAGCACACUUUCAUUCUUUAACAUUGCUCUUUGUUCCUGAGGAAAAUGCUAUAAGAAAAUAGGAAUUUCCUCUCACCAUUACGCCUCUGGCAGUGUGUUUCCAUCUAAUUCCUGGCUGGCACUCUGUCCAGGUUACAACCCCUUCUCAUUACUAGCAGAGUCUAAAUUCUGCUCAUCUACUAAAAGGGGGAUUCCAGACAGACGAGGAAACAGCUUUCAAACACUGCACUGCAGGCAUAUUAAGUUAUUCCCCCAAUGUGCAGUCGGGAAAUCAGGGACCACUUCUCUGGCGAUGAAUUCUAAUGAGCUGCUAAAGAUGCCGAAGGGUGUGUGCACACAGACGUUUUCUUUCCCCUCCCCCCUUCUUCCUUUUCCCAAGCCCCCUCUUCUCCCCGUUUCCCCUCCUCCUCCUCCUCCUUUAUCCCCUCCCUCUGUGUCUCAGUUCUGCAGUAAACGGGCUGAGGCACAUUCCUGCACUGCAAGGCUUUCUCUUAAGGAUGUUUUGUGGCUUUUGUUUGGAUUGCAGCAUGCAGAAUUACAGGUAACACUUUGAAAUUGAGCUAGACAGAUAAAUUCUGUUGAAAUGUUUUCGAAGAGGUGAAAUAAUUACAUUGGAAUCAGUGAAGAAAACGAGCUAAUUCUGUUAGUGGUAGUUAUAGUAAGAUAUUUUCAGAAAUGCCAUAAGCAGAUUCUUUUUCUCCCCCGAAAGGCUCAAAUGAGAGGAAAUGGGAUUAGAUUGAUCUGGCUUGUGAUGGAUUUUGUUUUAUGUUGAUCAUGAAACUUGCUGUUGUUUCUCUUCCUCUGUAAAGUAAGGACCAGUUAUGUGGGGUGCUGCUGAGAGUAGCCAUGAAUAGUUGUACCGGGUGGGGUGGGAUGGAGUGGGAGGGUUGAUACUAGCCUGAGCUAGCCAGGUUCUUUGAUUAGGGCAUUGGAUGCAAAAUGUAAAAUGCUCUCUCCUUUUCUUCUAUCAGCUGUUCAGAGGAGACUCAUUACAACUCUUGCUGAAGCUCCUAAUCUUCCUCCCUUCUCUUCUGCCCCUAACCCCUACCCUCAUUGGCCUGAAGACAAUGUACCCAGAGUUUGCCUUACUCCCCUGGCGCUAUGUGUAUGGUAAACCUGGUACUAUGGCCACAUCUGGGACUGGCCAGACAACUGCUGCCGGUUCUCCCUAUUCCAAGAAGGAUUUAAAGGGGAAUUACACUGCAGGCAAUGCACCAGAGCAGCAUCAGGAGCUUGGGGACUAAGGCUCCUCUGGCAUUAUUACAGACACACAGAGCUGACCGCAAUGACAGCAGCUGCUCCUUUGAACUGUUGGCAGCAGCCAAGCGGCAGCAUGAAGUGAGAGAUCACUCCUGAGCUCAAGAUGAACUCUACCUUGGAUGGUAAUCAGAGCAGCCGCCCUUUUUGCCUCUUGACAUUUGGCUAUUUGGAAACUGUCAAUUUUUGCCUUUUGGAAGUAUUGAUUAUUGUCUUUCUCACCGUAUUGAUUAUUUCUGGCAACAUCAUUGUGAUUUUUGUAUUUCACUGUGCACCUUUGUUGAACCACCAUACUACAAGUUAUUUUAUUCAGACUAUGGCAUAUGCUGACCUCUUGGUUGGGGUAAGCUGCUUGGUCCCUUCUUUAUCACUCCUCCACUACCCCCUCCCAGUAGAGGAGUCUUUGACUUGCCAAGUAUUUGGUUUUGUAGUAUCAGUUCUGAAGAGUGUCUCCAUGGCCUCUCUGGCCUGUAUCAGCAUCGAUAGAUAUAUUGCCAUCACUAAACCUUUAACCUAUAAUACUCUGGUUACACCUUGGAGACUACGCCUGUGUAUUUUCCUAAUUUGGCUAUAUUCCACCCUGGUCUUCCUGCCUUCCUUUUUCCACUGGGGCAAACCUGGAUAUCAUGGAGAUGUGUUUCAGUGGUGUGCAGAGUCCUGGCACACCGACCCCUACUUCACCCUGUUCAUCGUGAUGAUGUUAUAUGCCCCGGCAGCCCUCAUUGUGUGCUUCACCUAUUUCAACAUCUUCCGCAUCUGCCAACAGCACACAAAGGAAAUCAGCGAAAGGCAAGCCCGCUUCAGCAACCAGAGUGGGGAGACUGGGGAGGUGCAGAGCUGUUCCGAUAAGCGCUAUGCCAUGGUCCUGUUCCGAAUUACUAGUGUAUUUUACAUCCUCUGGUUGCCAUACAUCAUCUACUUCUUAUUGGAGAGCUCCACUGGCCACAGCAACCGCUUCGCAUCCUUCUUGACCACCUGGCUUGCUAUUAGUAACAGUUUCUGUAACUGUGUCAUUUAUAGUCUCUCCAACAGUGUCUUCCAAAGGGGACUAAAGCGCCUCUCAGGGGCCAUGUGUACUUCUUGUGCAAGUCAGACCAUAGCUAAGGACCCUUACACAGUUAGGAGCAAAGACCCCCUUAACGGAUGCCAUAUCUGAAGUGAUUCAGAUAUUGGAUCACUGUGUGUGUGUGUGUGUGUGUGUGUGUGUGUGUGUGUGUUUCCUUUUUAUCUCUUUGUAUCCCUAGCUUACUAGGAGAUCUGGGACAAAAUAAUUCAACUCUAAGCAGUAGCAAACAAAUGAUCCAUUGAACAUACCUUCUAAGUUUGCAGAAAUUAUUUUCUAAAAAGUGCUUUGAAUCGGAGAAUCAGGAUCAUGAAGAUAAAUUGCUCUUGGUUCCAGUUUUUGUAAUGUCAUGGAAAUGAUGACAUUUUGAAGAUUUAAAAUAAAUAAAACCAUAUCUAACACCUCUCUUCAGCUGGCAUGACUGAACCUGGGUGUGAAAAGCGUCAGCAUUUUUAAAAAGUCAUUUUCCUGUCGCUUUUCUAGGCUCUUUCUGUUUGGGCUUCAUGUGCAAUUGAAUUCUUUUAAGGGGAAUAUUAAAAAAUAGUGAUGAAUUAACAGGAUUUAAAUUUUGCUUUAUAUAUGCCAAAGUAGAACUACACUGCAGAUUUCAGCACUGUCGUUUAGAAAGCCAAAUGUUUUAUGUUUUAGGUCUUCUCUUGAGAGAAUUCUCAAUACAUAUUGUUGAAUAACAUGAACACCUAAGCGUUAAUUUUAGAAUUUUGCAGUGCACCAUGAGUGAAGCAAAAAGGCAGUCAAAUCAUACAAUUUAGGAAAAAUUGAGCUACUUUCUGUGGCAUGCUUCAUGGGGAUCUAAAGAAAUGUGUGCAUGGAAAGUGAUUGCGCUGUAGUGUUUUUGCCCAUGCCUUUGUGUGUGUGUGUAUUGAAAAUGUUUGAAUUUAGAUUUCUCUUUACAGCAAAGUGUAUUUUAAUAAGCUGAAAAACAAAUGAUAGGUUAAUGGCUGCCAUUUUUAUAAUGGUGAAAAUAUAUAGAAAUGAAUCUUCAGUCUUCUUUUUUUUUUAAUCCACAAACUUUGAUAUGUCAGAAUAUCUGGGAGAAAAAGAUGUCCUAAUAAGCAACUGAGUCAGAAAAUAUACUGUAUAUUUAACUAGUUCCUUUUUUAAAUAGAAGGGGAUUGAGAUGUUCUCUUUGUGGUUAAAUGGAAUCAACAAAGUAGCAUCUAAUCUUUUUAAAAGCUUUUUUUUGGUGUUAAGAAAUGCACAUUUGAAUGUGAGAAGGAGAAAUUCAGAUUAAGUCUCUUUUAUUGCUCUUCUCUUUCUGGACAAAAAAAUCCUUUGAUGUAACAGUUCUUUACUUAGUCUUUUUUUUUUUUUUUAAAGCCAAAGUACUAGCAAAAUCUAUAGGAUUUUUAUUAUUUAUUCUGUAGAAUUAUUGAAAGUGCUGUGUAUUGUAUGUACUGGUGAUGUUUUGUUCUUCAAGUGAUUAUCUUUAGAACAAGAAGUUUAUUUUUCUAAAAGGAGAGAAGGAUUUCCCAGCAGCUCCAGGCAUGAGAGUAUUUCCUCUGCUUUUCUACUGGUUUUAAUGUUUUGGAAGUCUUCAGGGGGCUUAUGUGAUCUCUGCCUUUGGCUAGAUGUUAUAAUCUGAAUACAACAAUGGUAUUCAGUGAGAUGGAAGAAACCCAAGGGAAAUGGGUAAAGUGGAGUUUUGAAUCCAACAAAGGAUGCAGAUAUUUAUAAAACAGGCAAAUAGGCUUUGGUUUUCUGUCAUGAUAUUAGAAAACCUACUACCCCUUUUAAUAUAAAGGGCAGCAUUCUUAACGAUUUUAGGUCUUAGAUUUUAACUUCAAAUGUGUGCUCUACUUUAAACUUUUUUAUUUUAAGUGAAUAAGUAUUACAUAAACAUUUAAAUUUCAGAUUCUGAAUUCUUCCCAAAAGCUUGCUUGCUCUUUAUAUUUAGUACUAAAAAACUUGAUUCUAAGCUGUUUCAGUAUUUAGAACUCAUGUUGAAAUUGCAAGUUAUAUUAUCAGUGGCUCUGUUAAAUUGCCAUUUGAAUUGAAAAACCUUUUCUCUUGGAUUUUGAGAAAUGGUUAUGCAUAUUUCUCCUUUAUUUACAUGGCCACAAAUCUAAAGAAAAACAGAGUUUCCUUUUUCUUCAUGCAUGUUGGAGAAAGUAACCUGUUCAGAUUUGCAGUUUGCUUGUGAGUUUUAGUUUAGCAAAGAUGAGAAUCUUAAAGAUUAAUUUUUAUAAAAAACUGAUGUUAAAUCGGUGGAGUUUUGCUUUUGGGGGAUGCUGAGCCCUUUUAAUUUUUUCCUGCAGUAGCAUUCCAUCUUGUGAGAAAGAGAAAACUCUUUGAGAAAGAUCUUAUGGAAAUUUUAUGGAAAGAGCCACUGGAAGUGGCUAAUCAAGCUGAUCUUUUUUUUUAAUUUUUUAAUUUAUUUUUUUUUAAUUUACAUCCAAAUUAGUUAGCAUAUAGUGCAACAAUGAUUUCAGGCGUAGAUUCCUUAGUGCCCCUUACCUGUUUAGCCCAUCCUCCCUCCCACAACCCCUCCAGUAACCCUCAGUUUGUUCUCCAUAUUUAUGAGUCUUUUCUGUUUUGCCCCCCUCCCAGUUUUUAUAUUAUUUUUGCUUCCCUUCCCUUAUGUUCAUCUGUUUUGUCUCUUAAAGUCCUCAUAUGAGUGAAGUCAUAUGGUAUUUGUCUUUCUCUGAGUAAUUUCAUCAAGCUGAUCUUUUAAUGACUCAAAAGACACCUCUUUUAAUAAGAGCUUUUUUGUUAACAGAUUUUUACAUUUUUAUCCUGGUACCAAAUUUAGAUGUUAUUAGAAAUACUUUUUUCACAUAAGAAUCUCUGUCAACAUCUCAGCCUAAAACUAGAGACUCCAUACACUAAUUUUAAAGAAAAAUCCCCCCGUUCCCCCACUGGUAAACUUGCUUAAUACCAGAUGUCUUUCCAGUUUAUCUGUCUUCAUUGGACUGUAUAAAGUCUACGUUUUCUUCCAGUUACCAGUUCUUUUCUCACAUUCAUUGAUUGUCUAUACUGCCUUUUAAUUUUUAUUUUCUUGUGUGUGUGCAUGUUAGGGGAGAACGGGGUGAGCCUGGAUGUCAGCAGUCAAUCUUUAGUGGCUAGGGGCAUUUUCUAUGUGAUACAUGUGGACAGUUCAUAUUAAAGUAACCUUUUCAUCUUGGCAUACUUAGUGCAACAUUUGAUGACGUUUGGUUUAAAUACCAAUCUUGCUAGUUCAGAAUGAAAAAAAGUAUAUUUUUAGAUUCAAUUACCUUGGGCUUUGGCAAGACAGUGCAUUUAACUAUAUAUGGUAUGUGACUGAUAUCAGAGGAAGCACAAGCUUUUGGUAAUUGUGUUGAAAUUAUUUCAUAGUAAAUGUUCAGAUAAGACAAUACUAAUUGUUACAUUUGUAAAUUAGUUAUACGUUUUUAUACAGUGAUUUCAGAGAAGAUGUUUUUUUUUUCCUCUUAGAGCAGAAAAGCAGCUGCAAAAGGACAAGUGGUCUACUUUAAUGAAAGAACUGUCUUACACCAGAAAGGGUAUUUGAAUUUUUCAUGGAUCUGUUGACUCCCAAAUUCCAUUUUGUAAAGGGUUUUCCUUAAGCUUUAUUGCUGGAUGAAUUUCUUUUUGAGCCUUUUCUAAUGGCUUUUCCUUUUUACUUGAAUAAUGGUCUCAGUAUUUUAAGGAUUGGGAAAACUUGAAUUUUUAUACUAUAAAUGCAUUGUCCACUCACUCUUUGAACUUGAAAAUGAAGCAACAGGGUUACAAGUUCCCAGACAGUGGAGUGGUUUCUGGGAGAGUUUCCUCAGCCUUUCAGGUUUGAUUGAAAAAUCUGCACAGUGGCUUUGUAGGAAAUGUUUUAAUUUUGCUAUGUGUUUUUGUAUCAUAGAAGACUUGUGAAAUAAAUUAUUGGCAAACCAGAAUUUUUUGUUAUAUGAGCACAUUGUGGGAAGAUUAAAGUGGGAGAAAUGUGGCAUUUACGAUUUUUUUAAGUCUUCACAAAUUGUUCUCUGUGUUGUUUUGCAUAAUUUUUCUAUUUCAGGUUGAAGGAAAACUAACUAUUUUAUAUUAAGUGUACAUAUUAAUAUAUUUUACAUGCCCUGGCAUUAUUCUAGACAUUUCUUAUAGCUGAAAAUGAGUCAUUUGGCUUUUCUUCAAAAUUUGGGUGACAAGGGCACCAUGAUAUGAUUAAAUUGAACUUUGAAUUGAGAAAAAAUCCAGGUUUCUGUUACAAAUUAACUAGUUUUAUAAGUGCAAGUCACUUCUCCAAGCACUUAAUUUCUUCUAUAAAAGGAGAUAAUAAUCCCCUUAUCCCUCAUAGGGUUACUUUGGCAAUUGAAUUAGAUAAUGGAUGUAAAAGUACUUUGUAAUAUGUAAAGUGCUUUGCAAUAAAAAUGAGUACUAUUAUUUGUAUCUGCCAUGGUUUCACAUCUGAGGAAGUCACACAUAAUGGAAUGGUGUCCCCCUACAUUAAGGUCUUAGAAGCUCAGUGCUGGGUGACUAUUCCUAUGCUAGUUAGCAAUCCCAAAUUUGAGAAGAGAGGCAUGAUAAAUCCUCGCCGUUCUAAAAUGACAGUAGUGUUAAAUUCAUAAAACUGUUUUCAUUUACUUCCUUUACUUGUCUGUAAAGUCUCUAAAGGCAGGGACAGUGUCUCUUCAUAUCUUCAUCCCCAAAAUCUAACAUGGGAGCUGGCUCAGAGCAGAAGUUUUAUAGUAAACUUUACAAAAUUAAUGAAUGAUUCUUUCUAAUCAUUAGUUCUAGUCAUUAUACAGCAGUAAUGUUCAAAAGGAGGUCCAGAGCCCACAAGCACUUGUGUUUGCUCAAGGCUGUUCUAGACUGUAAAUGACAAAAGAUAGCUUUUUAAUACCAAGAGACUAGUGUCGGAGUAUAUGUGCGCUGUAUGGCAGGUAACUUUACACCUGGAAACCUGGUAGCCUUGACCCAGGGAACUUCAGACACUGCUGUCAAACUGCCAGUUUCUCACAGCAUGGAUAAGAAACAGGUAUUUGGAUCACAUCACCUUCUUGGCUCUGAAUGCAGAUAAGGUAGGCUGUAAAAAUCUGUCACAAGAAAAGAGGAAGUAUAUAGACUAUCUUGGUGAAAGAAGCUAUUCUGUGGUUUUGCUUUGUCUCUCAGUCUUUACCAGUUUUUUAGUUUUGUCUUCCUUUCUUUUCUUAACAUGCGUUGGUCAUGUAUUCAGAGAGAUGUGCUUCAGAUGACACUGCUGCGGGUUGUGGAAAAUUCUAUUUGCAAUAACAGUGGGUUUAGGGAAAGCUUAAACAAUCGGGAAGCCCUUAUGCACCAAGCUCCACUCUAUACCAGACAUUGCAAAUAGCUGGCCUCAGAGGGAUAUAAAGAAGGAUCACCGGGGCGCCUGGGUGGCUCAGUUGGUUAAGCGUCCAACUUCUGCUCAGGUCAUGAUCUCGUGGUUCGUGAUUUCGAGCUCCCCGUCGGGCUCUGUGCUGACAGCUCAGAGCCUGGAGCCUGCUUUGGAUUCUGUGUCUCCCUCUUUCUCUGUAGCCCUCCCCCUCCACUUGCACUCUGCUUCUCUCUCUCUCUGCCUCUCUCUCUCUCUCUCUCUCUCUCUCUCUCAAAAAAAGAAAAAAGAAAAAAGGAUCACAUGCUUCCUUUCUUGUAGAACUUUAUAGUUUUUAGAUAUUUCAUAUGGAAAAAUUCUGUGAUUAUUUGCCUUUCCAAAAACCUCACCAGAGUAACCUUAUCUGGAGGAAUUUACCAAGACUUUCUGGUGGGACGCUAGGUAUACUGUGCUUCUGUUUUGGGGGUGAGUUCGCUUGAUACCAGUGUAUAAAAAUCAUUAUGUCACUUUAUUAGUUUAAAAUAAAUCCGUGGGGCGCCUGGGUGGCUCAGUCAGUUAAGUGUCUUACUUUGGCUCAGAUCAUGAUCUCAUAGUUUGUAGGUUUGAGCCCUGUGUCGGGCAUUGUGCUGGAUCCUGCUUCGGAUUCUGUGUCUCCCUCUCUCUCUGCCCCUCCCCCUGCUCAUGCUCUGUCUCUUUAUCUCUUUCAAAAAUAAACAUUAAAAAAAAUUUUUUUUAAUAACAUAAGAAAUCUGUAGUGGCAGUAGGGACCAGUUGUUCCCCAAUGGUAGAUCUUCAUGAGAGGCCAAACCAUAUUCAGUGUGUUGCUUGGUGAAGGUAGAAUUUCAGAAUGUGGUUUUGUAGUGUGAACAUUUAUUGGUAUCUGAUUAAGCCCAUCUCCACAAUGAGAAAACCUGAUCAUUAGGAUCAUAAUAAAAGUGGAAAGCAUCUCUACUGGCCAACCCACCUUCUCAUUGAUGUUUAAUUGACGUGUUAUUUCUUAGGUUUAAUUAACUUCUUUUGUACUUGUCAGUUAGUAAAAUUGCUUGUAAUUUGUAGUAGUCUUACAAGCCUGCUACUCAUUCUUUCUUUUUGAGGUGGUUUUAUAUCACUGGUCUUACCUUUUACCGUACAACAUACUGUUUCAUGAUUUAAUAUUCAAAGGGUAGCCGGCCAUAUUACUUUGUCAGUUGUGGGGACCAGCUCAUUUUGGUUUUCAUGCAGUACCUAUAUACUGUCCAAUUAGAAAAGGAAGAUAUAUGAAAAUACUUAUAAAAAUUAACAGUGUCAGUCAAAUAGGAUUGAAACAUUAAAUAUACAGAAUGUCAUAUCUAGCAAAGGAGAUGGGGAGGGACAUUUGGACUAUAAAAGAUUUUAGUGCUCAUUUGGUCUGAUUCUCUCUUUUUACAGACAGUAAACCAAUCCACUGACCACACAUCUAUUUAUGAUAAUAUCCAGACUUACUUCGAAUCCAUUGCCUUCUCUUAUUACACCAUGUUGCUUUUACAGAAGUGUUUGACUUCAAUUAGCCAAGCCCUGAAUGAGUAAGAUUUAAAAAAAAUUUUUUUACAUGUUUAUUUAUAUUUAAGAGAGAGAGAGAGAGAGAGAGAGAGAGAAUGCACAAGUAGGGGAGGGCCAGAGAGUGAGACGGAGAUAGAAUCUGAAGCAGGCUCUAGGCUCCAAGCUGUCAUCACAGAGCCAGAUGUGGGGCUCGAACCCAGGGGCUGUGAGAUCAUGACCAGAGCCAAAGUCGUACACUUAACUGACUGAGCCACCCAGGUACCCCAUGAAUAAGAUUUAAAUAGACUAAAAUGGUGUGUGUGUCUGUCUAUGUGUCUACGUGUGUGUGUGGAAUUUUAGGUACUGGACGCAUUAUGGGCAACAAUAUAAAUGUUAAUCAAGGCUUAUUAUGUUUCAGGAGAAUUUUGUAAACUUUGUCUUAUUUAAUCCUUCCAAUACUGCAUGAGCUAGUGGCUAGCAUUAACCCAUCAUGUAGAUGAGGAAACUGAGAUUUAGAGUUGCCAGAAUUGUACAGUUAAUAAGUAAAAAAUCUAUUGGAGCACCCAGGUGGCUCAUUUGGUUAAGCAUCUUACUUCGCUUCGGGUUGUGAUCUAAUGGUUCGUGAGUUCAAGCCCUGCAUUGGGCUAUCUGCUAUCAGCACAGAGCCUGCUUCAAAUCCUCUGUCUCCCUCUCUCUCUGCCCCUCCCCUGAUCACUCACACUCUUCCCCCCCGCAAAAAUAAAUAAACAUUAAAAAAAGAAAAGUAAGAAAUCUAGGAUUCAAAACCAGAUCUUUCUGACUCCAAAGCCUAUAUUCUUACCUCAUUUAGUUCUCACAGAAACCUUUCUGGUAGUUCUUUUUUAUAUCCCUAUUUUACAGGUUGAGGAAACUUAGAGAGAUGAAGAAAAUUUUGUCAGUAUAUCAGCUGACUCUGAGACUUGAAAACAUCACAGACUUUCUGCCAAAUACAGCAUAUUGAGUGUGAAUGUUUAUUUCUGUUAACUGCACUGAAAAGAAUAGCAAGGGUAUAAUACAUGUGGACAGAGAGAAGAGGAGCAGAAAUGAUGGCAGAUAAAUGAAGCCAACAAAGGUUUGGAAUAUAGAAACCUAGUAGGUAAGUGGUAAGUGACUCAGCAGUCAACAAAGCUGAAUCCUAAAGUCAAGCUGCCCAGGGGCAAAAAGAAGCAAGCUGAUUUCACUGUAGAACCUGGUAAAUACUUGAUAAUUGGAUCCCGAGAUGCCUCUACAGGCAGAGAAUAGUAUGAAGCUGAAAAGUGAAGAAUUGUUAGGAAGUUUAUGUAAGCAACAUUUAAAUACCCCUCCACACCACCUUGAUCACCAUCCCAAGCUGCCCCAAGCAGGCAACUGGUUUUUCACCAUCCCAGCAGGAAGUGGGAGAUUUCCUCUUUGGAGAAGAGGUCAAACCACAGACCUUCUGGAUGCCAGACAUAGCUGAGGAUGGCACUAAGAUACCUUUGAAAAGUUGGGUGUCACGAGAAAGUCUGCAUAUUAAAUACUCAGUCUCCUUGUCCCUCUGCACUCCCAGAAUGCUCUCAGCCAGCCUUAAAUGAGUCUAGUCUGGGGACUGAUGUUUGAAGGCUCCCAAACCAGUCACAUUACCUGCCCAAAGCACCUUUAAGUUGGCGCUUCUCAGUCAAUAAAUUCCACCUAUGCCUACAGAGCUUCCAAGUAACUUUUUACUCCUCUUUUACUAUUAACAAUCAGCCAGAGGGGCGCCUGGGUGGCGCAGUCGGUUAAGCGUCCGACUUCAGCCAGGUCACGAUCUCGCGGUCUGUGAGUUCGAGCCCCGCGUCAGGCUCUGGGCUGAUGGCUCGGAGCCUGGAGCCUGUUUCCGAUUCUGUGUCUCCCUCUCUCUCUGCCCCUCCCCCGUUCAUGCUCUGUCUCUCUCUGUCCCAAAAAUAAAUAAAAAACGUUGAAAAAAAAAAAAAAUUAAAAAAAACAAACAAACAAAAAAAA